Molecule: messenger RNA, 2016 nt
Organism: Oryza sativa Japonica Group (Japanese rice)
Lineage: Eukaryota; Viridiplantae; Streptophyta; Magnoliopsida; Poales; Poaceae
Source: RefSeq, a predicted model, not a curated record
AUGGCCAACUAUAUCUGGAGCUUGAGCGUGGUGCGGUUGGGGUUGAGGGUCAAGGCGUACCUGUCGACGAAUCGCUCCCGUGGGCUCACCAAGGAGAACCAGGUCGUGUUGGAUUACAUAGAGCAUGAGCCACCGAGCAGCACCGGCGUCCGAUCUUGUAAGGGCAACUAUGACCCCGAAACCAUGAAGGAGUACAUCUACCUCGUCGAUGGCAAAGAGGUGGAGAAGGUGGAGUUCGGGCAGCAAGUCAAACAGGUAGCCUACGGGGUUCCGGAGACGGUGGAUGUCGAGAAGGUCUGGCAAUGCAAAGGGAAACUGCUGAAGUUGAGCGACGGUCGAAGGGAUCAAGGUGUGGCGCGGCGGCGGGACCUAUGCCUGUCCUUCGCCCUCUUCAAGAUGCUCAGGUUAAGGUUUGCCGUCGAUCAUGUUGGUCGUUUUGCCCUCCCUUUCCAAGAAGGCAAGUCAUGGGACUUCGUCGUCAAGGGGCUCCUCGCCGAUGACCAAGACCUCGAUAGGGCGUACCGGGUGGUCGAGGCCGAGCUUGGGUUCCUCUUUGAUUUCUUCUAUGCCCGUUAUCCAUCUAUCAAGAACAGCCUGGCUCCUGACCUUGCUGUGUAUGUCGCGAUCCUCACGACAAGCCUAUUCACCCUCUUCUCCCCGGACCUUCUCCGAUACCGGCCGCUUCGGCCUGGUCCCGGAGACGGUGGAGAUGCCAGCAACAUCAUCAUCCAUGGCUUCAACCUUGACCUCCUUGUCACCCGUUUGGUAAUCGUUUGGUACAUCUUCCUCGAGUCCUAUCAGUUCUUUACCUUCAUCUUCUCUGAUUGGCACAAGGUGAAGAUGAUGUGUCGGUACGUGCGCAAUGAGUCAUGGCACAGGGCGCUCAUGGAGGUCCCACUCAAGGUGUUGUGCCAUUUCAGUACCAUCACGAGGUACUGGAAGGGAACCAUCGGCCAAUACUUCCUCCUAGACAACAUUCAUCCUCACUGGAUCAAGACCUUCCUAUCAUGGUUCUCCAUCGAGGCCAAGGCCCUGGACUCAUGGCUGAUGACUCGCUCCAUCCGCUUGACACCGGAGGUGAGCCACGCCGUGCUCCGUGAGCUCAAGAACUGCAACGGCAACAUCACCGACGGGAGGAUGUGGUUGUAUCAGAAGGGCAUCAUCGACAUGGACCUCGAUCGUGACGUCUUGCUCGGCAACCCAUACGCUAAUUACAUCCUGAAGUGGCACAUUGCCACUAGCAUCUGUGACUACGGGCUGAGCAUGGAGAACGGCGCUACCACCACCGACGACGAGUUCGCGAGGAAUCACGAGGUCGCAAUGAAGUUGUCAGGGUACUGCGCGUACCUGCUAGCGUUCCAGCCGGAGCUAGUGCAGGACAACACGUACAGGAGCACGUCGACAGUUCAAGGCACGCUGCAAAAUGCCCGGGACUUCCUCGGCGGCUGCAAGUCCCACGGGGAAAAGUACAAGAAGCUGAUCGAGCUGGGGCGCUCGAAAAUAGUGAUGGACCACGAGAUGGCGCAGAAAAGCAAGGACAUCAUCUACAGCUACGACUCCGACGAGGAGAAGGUGAAGAAGAUGAUCGAGCUGGACAACUCGACGAGCAACGACACGGUGAACGUGCUUAAGAUCCUGUCUCAGGGCGCGAGUGUCGCCGUGUACCUCGUCGAUAGGAUCGAGGACACGAGAGAGCGGUGGAAGGUGCUCGCCGCUUUCUGGGCGAACCUGAUGCUGUACAUCUCCCCGUCGGAUAGGGCGGUGGCACACGCCACCAGGAUGGCGACCGGCGGCGAGUUUAUAACGAUCCUAUGGGCUCUGCUGACACAUGCUCAUGUGGUAGACCCGCUCCAGUCGCGCGGCGGUAACUCGGGAUUGCAUAUGCAGCUUGAGGAGGAAGAGAGGAGGCGGCCGCUGAUCGAAGAGCAAGAGAUGGAGCUGGUGACGAGGCGCAAGCUGCGCGAAGAGCAAGAGAGGAACAUGCAGAUGCAGGGCCAGCCGCCGAUCCAGCCCUGA